AUGACUGAAGACACAGUAGCUAACUACAAAUGGUGCAAUGAAGCUACUAUGUUUUUGCUUCCACAGAUCUACAGAGCAGACUUUGUUAUUAUAAUCACACAUCAAUUGGAUCUCACGUUCCGUCUUGCUUUUUUUCAGCUCCGUGCUGUGUGGCGAAGUGCGGUGAUAGGAGUUCGUGCUUCCAAGCCAAAUGGCCUCAUCUCCUGCAGUGGGCUGCAACGCACUUUACUCAGACCAGGUCUCCCUUGUCGAGCCGUUCACGUUACACCAAAUGUUUCCAAUGUAAAAAAUCCAGCUCAGCCUGUGGAGGAAGAACUGAGUCCCUUUACCAAACUGAUAGAAGCCAUGGGAUUCACAGGGCCUCUGAAGUACAGCAAAUGGAAAAUUAAGAUUGCUGGCCUGCGCAUGUACACCUGCUGUGUGGAGAGGAUUGAUUAUGAUGACUUGUUUGAAAUCAAGGUUAUCAAAGGAAAAUGGGAAUUGCAGAAGGAACAUUGACUUAAAAGGGAGGGAAUAUUGAAAUUGAU
This is a messenger RNA of Rhincodon typus (whale shark), 527 nucleotides long. RefSeq lists its product as uncharacterized. The record is from RefSeq and is a predicted model, not a curated record. The coding region runs from base 1 to 498 and encodes 165 amino acids. NCBI's taxonomy places the organism in Eukaryota, Metazoa, Chordata, Chondrichthyes, Orectolobiformes, Rhincodontidae. The transcript has 4 exons.